Molecule: messenger RNA, 1416 nt
Organism: Glycine soja
Lineage: Eukaryota; Viridiplantae; Streptophyta; Magnoliopsida; Fabales; Fabaceae
Product: amino acid transporter AVT1H-like
Exons: 3
Coding region: 1-1416 (471 amino acids)
Biological process (GO): amino acid transmembrane transport
Cellular component (GO): vacuolar membrane
Molecular function (GO): amino acid transmembrane transporter activity
Source: RefSeq, a predicted model, not a curated record
AUGUUGAAAUCUUUGCGGAAAAGCCUAAGCCUUCAACAGAAGUGUCUCCAGCACAAGAACCAAGUUGAUAACGCUGAGUCAGUGCAUGGUGCAAACCUGGCAAAUUGCAUUUUUUGCGUGGAGGAAACUAAACAAUGCAAGUGUGACCACAACAACAUUGAGGAUACAAAGAGUGCAGAAGGGGGCACCAAUUUAGAUGCAGAGCAUGACUCCGAAGCCAAUUGUUCUUUCACUUAUGCUGUCAUCAAUAUGGUCGGGAUGCUCAUAGGUCUGGGGCAAUUAUCAACUCCAUAUGCUCUAGAGCAAGGAGGGUGGGCAUCUGCAUUUUUGCUUAUAGGACUCGGUGUGAUAUGUGCAUAUAGUUCUCAUUUACUUGGGAAAUGCCUAGAAAAGAACACCAAGUUAAGAAGUUACGUGGACAUUGGGAGUCAUGCAUUUGGUGCAAAAGGAAGAAUCAUGGCUACAACUUUCAUCUACAUGGAGAUCUUCAUGGCCCUUGUUUCCUACACCAUCUCAUUGCAUGACAACUUGAAUUCAAUCUUCUCAGGGAUGCAUCUGAAGCUCCAAUUGGCAAAACUAUCUACAUUACAGCUCCUGACCAUUGGUGCAGUGUUGAUUGCUCUGCCUAGUUUGUGGCUCAGAGAUCUCUCUUCCAGAUCUUUCCUUUUAACUGGUGGCAUUCUCAUGUUCCUUGUCAUUUUUGUGUCAAUAGCAUCCACUCCAAUUUUUGGAGGUGUUCAAAUUAAUCAUAAGAUACCCCUCCUCCACCUCCACAACAUUCCUUCAAUUUCUGGCCUUUACAUCUUCAGCUAUGGAGGACACAUUGUUUUCCCUAAUUUGUAUAAAGCCAUGAAAGACCCCUCAAAGUUUACCAAGGUAUCUAUAGUGAGCUUCACAUUAGUUACAUUACUUUACACGACCUUGGGUUUCAUGGGUGGCAAAAUGUUUGGGCCGGAUGUCAAUUCUCAGGUAACCCUCAGCAUGCCACCAAAGCUUUUUGUAACAAAGAUUGCUCUGUGGGCAACCGUGGUGACGCCUAUGACCAAAUAUGCCCUUGAAUUUGCACCUUUCGCUAUUCAGUUAGAGAAAAGGCUUCCCAAGUUUAACAGUGGCAGGACAAAAAUGAUAAUUAGGGGUAGUGUGGGUUCAUUUUUGCUUUUGGUUAUACUAGCCCAUGCUCUUUCAGUGCCAUAUUUUGAACAUGUACUCUGCCUCACUGGUUCUCUAGUUAGUGUUGCAAUUUGUUUGAUUUUCCCAUGUGCUUUCUACAUAAAAAUUUGUUGGGGUCAAAUAUCAAAGCCUCUCUUUGUCCUAAACCUCUCUAUCAUCACAUGUGGGUUUCUUCUUGGGGUCAUGGGCACCAUUUCCUCCUCAAAAUUGCUAGUGAAACAUUUUCUACAAGCUCAAUCUGCUUGA